AUGUCCGUCUUCCGCCCCUCAGCACACGCCCUCAUAACAGGCGGCGCAUCCGGCGUCGGCUACGCCGUCGCCCAACUCUGCCUAAAACACUCCAUGCGCGUCUCCAUCGUCGACUUCAACCAAUCCUCGCUCGAAACCGCGCGCAAGAACCUCUCCGGCGAUGUAAAAUGCAUCCAAGCAGAUGUGUCAUCCCGCUCGGACUGGAACUCUAUCCGCCAACAAGUCGGCACCGACGUCGAUUUCCUCAUGCUGAAUGCGGGCAUUGGCGGAAAGGGAACGUGGGGUGAUGAAGACUAUUUUGAUAAGAUUCUGGCUACGAACCUAGGGGGUGUGGUGAAUGGUUUGAAUGCGUAUGUUCCGAGUUUCAAAGAGAGGGCGGGGAAAGAAGGGGAGGGGAAGAGCGCGAUCGUGAUUACGGGAAGUAAACAGGGUAUCACGAACCCGCCUGGUAAUCCCGCGUAUAAUGCUAGUAAAGCGGCUGUGAAGACGUUGGCUGAGCAUUUGAGCUACGAUCUCAAGGACACCAGUGUUGGGGUGCAUUUGUUGGUUCCGGGGUGGACGUUUACUGGGCUUUCUGGGAAUGAGCCGGGCUCGACGAAACCGAAACCAGAAGGUGCAUGGUCUGCUGACCAAGUAGCAGACUACAUGUACGCCAAGAUGCAGGCCAAGAAAUUCUACAUCAUCUGUCCUGACGACCAGGUCACGGAGGAAACGGACAAGAAGCGCAUGUUGUGGAGUGUAGGCGAUAUUGUGAAUGAGAGACCGCCACUGACGAGGUGGAGAGAAGAAUACAAGGACGAGGCUGAGAAGUGGAUGGCGGAGCAGAAAGUGUAG
Molecule: messenger RNA, 834 nt
Organism: Alternaria hordeiaustralica
Lineage: Eukaryota; Fungi; Ascomycota; Dothideomycetes; Pleosporales; Pleosporaceae
Exons: 2
Coding region: 1-834 (277 amino acids)
Cellular component (GO): intracellular anatomical structure
Molecular function (GO): oxidoreductase activity, acting on NAD(P)H, oxygen as acceptor
Source: RefSeq, a predicted model, not a curated record